Scylla paramamosain (green mud crab) is the source of this 4635-nucleotide messenger RNA. RefSeq names its product serine/arginine repetitive matrix protein 1-like. NCBI's taxonomy places the organism in Eukaryota, Metazoa, Arthropoda, Malacostraca, Decapoda, Portunidae. The record is from RefSeq and is a predicted model, not a curated record. The coding region runs from base 337 to 4089 and encodes 1250 amino acids. The transcript is spliced from 17 exons. Gene Ontology annotation, cellular component: stereocilium tip; cilium; stereocilia ankle link complex. Gene Ontology annotation, molecular function: protein binding.
GACGAUUAGUGUACCUGUGGCUGUGCUCGAGGAAGGGGCGUGUGUGUACGUGUGCCUCAGGUGUGUUGGGUGAUCUCUACGCCCCACGCCUCCACCCGUGCCAGCCCAGGAGUGCCACAGGGCGGGAGUGUUGCGAGGUGCCGCGGCUGUUCACAGUGCCAAGAGUGCCCCGCGUGUGUUUGCCUGGCAGAUUACACAGAUUGACGAAACUUCAACUUCCUCGACGUAAGGUCACAGGUCACGUUAGGUCGGCUCAGGUGCGCCACGUCAUCAGCCUUACCUGGGGAAGAAGAAAGGCAGAUGGUGUGAACCGAACGCCGCACACCUCCGGGAGACAUGCGUGACGGGGGACCUACAGCCGCGGCGCCCUUAGAGGCAGCCCACGGCCCGCCCUUCAGACCCAAGACCCCGCUGGGCUCCACCUCCUCAUGCUCCUCCAGCGUGGCGGGCGGCGGGCGCGUGCGGGCGGUGCGGCUGGUGCGGCGGAAGGGUGAAACAUAUGGGUUCAGUCUGAGGGGCGGCAAGGAACACGGCACAGGCUUCUUCAUCUCCCACGUUGAGCCUGGGUCUGAGGCCUUCCUGCAGGGCCUGAGGGCGGGUGACCAAGUGGUGCGCGUGAACAACAUGGCGGUGGACCAGGCCGUGCACAGGGAGGUGACAGCCAUGGUGCAGAGCAAGGCUUCGGUCCUCAUGCACAUCAGGAGCACCGGCAUUAUCCCCCUGAAAGAGCACCGCGGUGACCCCCUCACCUGGCUUGUGGUAGAUGACGAUGAGGAGCUGUCAGAUCACGGGACAGACUCCUACAGUGGCCCGUCCAUGGAAGCCACUCCCCCACCACACCACCGCAACCACCACCACCCAGCAGGCUACGCACGGGUCUACCUGUCCUGCAGCGGUAAAGUGGGCCUGGGCUGCAGCAUCUGUAAGGGCCCCCCAGAGAAGCCAGGCAUAUUUGUGCAGAGUGUGAAGGUUGGUGGUGUGGCAAGGAGUGCUGGGUUGCGGCCAGGGGACCAAGUUAUCGCCUGCAAUGAUGUCAGCUUUGCCCACCUGGAGUUUGCUGAGGCUGUGUAUGUGCUCAAAUCCUCCCCCCGCCUGGUGCUGGAUGUCCUGCAUGGCGCGGGGAUGGACCUGGUGGCAGGGGAGUCCUCCGGCUACAACUCCUCUGCCUCCUCCGUGGCAGGUGACCAAACCCCACCCUCCUCCUCCUCAGAUCCCCGUGACUCUGACCACAGUGUUGCCAGCAGACUGAGUGCUGUGAGCCGCCACCUGACCCUGGACCGCUCCCGUGGGUGGCAGGAGAUUGAGGACGAGUGGGCUGAGGCUGAGGCAGCAGACAAGAGGAAGCAGCUGCAGGCCUCCCAGAAGAUACUGAAGACAAGGGCACAGCGUGAUGCCAGCCAUCGCCUCAGCAACAUUGCCAGCAGGUCCCUGAGCAGCCUGAGUGCCGCCCUGAGGGAAGAGGAGUAUGAGGAGCAGCGAACAGCGUUCAGGGAUGCCAAACCUUCCCCAGUCCAGCCAGCCUGCCACCUUCCCUCACACUUGACACUCAAGUCAACACUCAGGAGCUCCCGGUCCACUGAUGACCUCUCUGAAGACACCAGUCACAAAAUAGCUCUCCUGACCUCGGCUGACCCUCAUGUGAACAACAUAGUGGUGACGGGCGGCCCCAAGGAUGAGCGGGAUGCUGUGUUCCGCCUGGAGCAGCUGUCCAGCGCCUCAGCCAGCAGGACUUCAACACUGAGCAGUGGCACGUCUCAGGUGACAGUGCGGUCAUCUUCUGGUAGUGGUGGUUGUCCAUCGCCGGGCAAGGCACCACCACCACCACCUCCCCAGUCCUCAGAGUACCUGGUGGAACAGCAGCUGCAGGAGCUGCGGCGGGAACAGAAGCGGCUGCAGGAGGAAGCAAGCAGGCUGGCAGAGGAGAGGCGUAGGUUUGAGGAGGAAAAACGGCGAGGAGUAGAAAGAACCCAGAGUGCUCCGCUGUCUCCCCUGGUGAUCAGCUGCUUGGGCCAGGCCCUCCCCCCUGGCUUCCAGUCUCCCCCAAGCCCCACCUCCUCCAUUUCUAGUGGCCGCCACACCACCCGGGUACUCAUCAAGUCCCCGCCCCCUCCCCCACCACCUCGCAGAAACACGACAACACUCUCUGCCCAACACAGCCCCUUCCAGUCCAACCAGGUGUCCCCCCCAGCCUCCCCCGCCCACAGCAGCAGCAGCAGCAGUGGCCUGGGCUCCUCCUGUGGCUCGGGUGCUCCCCCCCGUCGCUGCAAGAGCAUUGGAUCAAUCUCUGCCAGUAGUGGUGAGAGUAACGUGUGGGAAGAUCCCCCCGUUGCCCCCCAGGGCCUGCCACUCACUGCCAGCCCCAUGUGCCCCAGUGUGCCGCCCCCCACCCCACCAAAGCCCCCUGCACCUCCCAGCACACCUUCCAAUAGCACUAAUGGCCCCCCACCCCCGCCACCACCCCCUCCUCCUCCACCCACCUCUUCACUUCAAUAUGAUUUAGCCGCUGCCAUAAAUAAAGAGUUGGAGCGUCGCCCUGCACAGGACGUGCAGCGGAUUGAAGCACAACUCGACCAGUUCAAGAAAGACAAACCUAAAAGUGUUCCAGUUGAUCCCAAGAUGGCUCAAUAUGCCAAGUUAAUGGAGGAAAUCAAGAUAAAACAGAAGAAAAUGCUUACAAAAGACAACACAGGAGUGAAGGAAGAAGAGGAGAAAGAGGAGAGGGAGAAGGAGGCUGCCACAAAGGAGUCUAGUCCACCUCCUAAAGACCCAUCACCUCCCUCACCUCCCAUUGAAUUCUCCUCCAAGAUAAUCAACAGAAGUCAGCUGGGCCAGAACAAAGACAAGGAGGUGAAACGUGGGAGUAUUGGUGCCUCAUCCCUAAUGAACGGCACCACUGCCACACUUGCAUCAGCUAAGAGCACCACCCCCUCAGCCUCUGCCACCAACACCCUAACCAAGCCCAGGAUCAGUGUCGGUGGUGCCCCAUCAAAGCUCCCUGUCAGUAGAACCAACACAGCACCGGGGAACCAAGUCACCUCAUCCUUAGCCAAGUCAGCAGUAUUUGAGACACAGGUAUCUCGCAAUAAUCCGUCUAUACCACCUCCACCUCCACCACCACCACCACCACCGUCAUCCUCCUUCCACCCUGCCUUUGUCUGCUCAUCUUCCACUACCUCCACAUUUACAUCAUCGCCUCCCCACAGCAGCCCUGUACAUAACUCCUUUGGCAAACUGCAAAAUGGUGCCCAUUUAAUCUCUAGUCCGCCCCACCCAAGCCCUGCCAAGCCUCCCAAGCCUCCCCCAGCCCCCCCCGCCCCUGGGUCCCUGCCAGUCCCUGCCGCCCUGCCCUCCCUGCUGCCCCAUCUCCUGUCUGGGACCCCCACCCUGCCUCCUUCCGCUCAAUGGAGUGAGCGAGUGAGAGGCAGCAAGGGCCCCUCACCAGCCGUGCCCAGCAAGCCUCGGCCCCACUCCACCUACGCCAGCAGCACCAGCAUGGAGGAGUUCAGGCCAGAGGAUAAGCAGGCAUCCCAACCCACCGUCAAGCCUCCUAGUGCCUUCUUUGAGCCGCAGAAAAAGACCACCGGGAAGCCCCUGGUGUCAAUCAGUGCUUACCCAUCACCCAACCAGCGGCCCACCCCGGUCAGGAUGGAUUUCCUGCCCCAGGCUUCAGCAAAGGUUGAGGUGAAUGGAGUGAGUGCUGCUGAUGGACCAUCCACUAAGAUUGUUCUGCAGGAUGAGCUCAAGUCAACCCUCACCCGCUCCAAUCUGCGGCAGCGCAGCACAACCGAGCAGGUGUUUGAAGGACUUCCUCCCCAGGCCUCCAGCUCCAGCAGCAAGCCCUCCUUCACCACCACCACCAUUGUCAACACAGCCUCACCCCCCAAGGCUUCCCUCUCCAGCAAAUAUAGCCAUAUAGGCCAAAACAACACUGGUAUAAAAGGUGAGAGCAGCAAAGAAAAUGAGGCUCCAGAGUGCCCUCCUGCAGGCAUCCUCAAGCCCUCAGGCCCUUCCUCCACCAUCAGGCCGCUACAGAAGUCCAUAUCAUUUGGUGAUGUAACAACUGUAGGUGAGUCUGAGCCCCGGGCGUAGCAGUGGGGCCGGCCGGGGGAGGGCUGCCCUGUGUCACAAGCUGCUCCAGUGUUGUGGUGAUGCCAUGUGUGGAUUGUUGUAUGUAAUAUAGAACACCUCUGUUACUGUCUAUGUAAUGUUUUCCAGUAUACUACUACUUGUAUCUAAUCUGGUCACUUGUAUUAAAAGUAUAUACAUAUAUAUAAAUAUAUUACGUAUAUAUUUUUUAAAUAUUGUAAAUGUAAACCUCGUAACUUUUUUUAAGUUUCUAACAUUUUUCAAACCUCAAGUUGUGUGAAGAUUUAACAGUUCUAGAACACUUAUACCUAGUUUUGUACACAUGAAAUGUUUAUGUACAUAGCUAUAUAUAUAUAUAUAAAUGCAAUAUAGAUAUUUGUGAUUAUAUUUUACAUACCUAUGAAACAUGUAAAUAUUCAGAAUAUUAGUAGUUCCAUAGAGCAGUAUUCAAUAAAGUGAAAGUAGUUGUGUUUGCCAAGCUACCCAAUAUAUACUAUACUCUUUGUACACUAAACACUAACACUAAUUAAUAAAUUAUUGUUCAUGUAA